AUGGCGGGGGCGGCUCCGCUCCCCCCGGAGCCAGGUGGCUACUUUCUGGGCUCUGACAGUAACUGUGCUCCCAUGUGUGUGGUUGUCGCGCUCGUGUGGCGUUGCCACGCAGACGAGAAGGGGGCCGGGCGCUCCAGCGCUCACCCCAGCAACCCGCCUUCGUACCCCCGCAGCGUGACAGGAGAACACUCUCCUGUGAAAGGGUCUGGAUGGGCGCUCAGGGUAGAGUGGAGGCGGGAGCUAGCCGAGGUCAUCCGAGGCACCCAGGGUUUCCGUGCUGCGCGCGGACGCGCGAGGGGCUUGCGGAACCUCGAGCAGAAGCAGGAAGAGAGCGUGCUGAUCGAGCACGUAGGACGGGUCCAGGCGUCGCGCUCGCUUCGACGGUACUUCUGGGUUCCACCCCAGCAGGUGUGCGACGAGGAGCUGCACGAGGGGACCAGUGGGCUGGCAGUUCCGGCCCCGGCGCUGGCCCCGGCCCCCGCCGCCGCCGCCCGACCGCUGCCCUACGAAGCCAUCCCGCGCAGCGGCCGCAACGCCUGGCUCAGCCUGUACCGCCUGUGGCGGAGCAACAGCUUCCAGCGCUUCCACCUGGUCAUGCAGCGCAACUUCCAGCGCCUCGGGCCCAUCUACAGGGAGACCAUAGGCACCUACAACUGUGUCAACGUGCUGCUGCCCCGAGACGCGGCCCAGCUCUUCCAGUCUGAGGGGAUCUUCCCACGGCGCAUGGGCAUUGAGUCCUGGAUCGCCCACCGCCAGCUCCGCAACCACAAGUGCGGCAUCUUCCUGCUGAAUGGAGAGGAGUGGCGCUCGGACCGCCUGAUCCUCAACAAGGAGGUGAUCAGCCCUGCGGGCACCCGGAAAUUCCUGCCCUUCCUCAAUGCAGUGGCCCAGGACUUUGUCACCCUCAUGCACCGGCGCAUCAGCAAGAAUACGCGCUGCUCGCUCACCAUUGACCUCUACGGUGACCUGUUCCGCUUCACCCUGGAGGCAAGCAGCUACGCCCUGUACGGGGAGCGCCUGGGGCUCCUGGAGGAAAGCCCCAACGCGGAGUCACAGAGGUUUAUCAGCGCCGUGGAGACCAUGCUGCGGACCACCUUGCCACUGCUCUUCAUCCCCCCGGGCCUCAUGCGCUGGGUCAACACCAAGCUGUGGAGGGACCACAUCGAGGCCUGGGACACCAUCUUCAAGCAUGCUGAUAAGUGUAUCCAGAACAUCUACCAGGAGUUCUGCUUGGGGCAGCCCCGGAAGUAUUCGGGGAUCAUGGCGGAGCUGCUCAUGCAGGCGGAGCUGCCGCUGGACUCCAUCAAGGCCAACAUCACUGAGUUCACCGCGGGCGGCGUGGACACCACUGCCAUGCCACUGCUCUUCACCCUCUUCGAGCUGGCCCGCAACCCCAGCGUCCAGACGGCCAUUCGCCGGGAGAUCGCCGAGGCCGAGUCGCAGGGGCCACGGGAGCUCUCCAAGGUGCUGAACUCCAUGCCCCUGCUCAAGAGCGCCCUCAAGGAGACCCUGAGGCUCUACCCCGUGGGCAUAACGGUCCAGCGCUACCCAACCAAAGACGUGGUGCUCCAGAACUACUGCGUGCCAGCUGGGACCCUGUGCCAGGUGGGGCUGUACGCCAUGGGCCGGAGCCCCGAGGUGUUCAGCAACCCCGAGCGCUACGACCCCCUGCGCUGGCUGAGCAAGGAGGAUAACAGCUUCAAGGCCCUGGCCUUUGGCUUCGGGGCCCGGCAGUGCAUUGGCCGCCGCUUGGCAGAGACCGAAAUGAUGCUGUUCCUCAUGCACGUCCUGCGGAACUUCCGGAUCGACACGGUGUCCAAGGCAGAUAUUAAAACCGUCUUUGGGUUCAUCCUCAUGCCCGAGAAGCCGCCUCUGCUCACGUUUCGGCCCAUCGACUGAGCCCCUCACCCCGGCUCUCCACCUGCUCCUUCCGCACUCUGGGCAUGGGGGACGGGAGGAGGAAUCCAGCAGCAAGGGAGGGGAGAGGAGCUGUGCUAGCGAGACAAAUGCCCCUUCAAGGCAGGGCAUCUAGCUGGCAGCUUCUCCCCUCCCCUCCCCGGACAUGCCAGGGCAGCCUGGUACAGAGAACAGCCACCCCCACCUUGUAACACAGAAGUAGGUGCAGACCCCAGAGCCUAGGGGCCCACCCAUGGAUCCCAGCCGCAUGCUAGGAUUUGUAGCCACUAUGGGCUACAGAACGUGGUUGGAGGGUGGUCGAGGGCCAAAGAUCAGCCACCUCUGUCCUAAGGGCAGCCAGUGCCCGUUUGCCCAUCUGCCGCCAGGGGAAGGGGUCUCCUUCUCCGGAGAGACCCAGCGCGGGCAGGAGACCCCACCAGCGGGUGGAACCAUAAAGCCAUGGGACGGGGCGGGAGAAGGAGGAAAGUUCUGUUGGG
This is a messenger RNA of Chelonoidis abingdonii (Abingdon island giant tortoise), 2393 nucleotides long. Its product is annotated as cytochrome P450 11B, mitochondrial-like. Gene Ontology annotation, cellular component: mitochondrial inner membrane. Gene Ontology annotation, biological process: cholesterol metabolic process; cortisol metabolic process; cellular response to peptide hormone stimulus. The record is from RefSeq and is a predicted model, not a curated record. Lineage: Eukaryota; Metazoa; Chordata; Testudines; Testudinidae. Gene Ontology annotation, molecular function: heme binding; iron ion binding; corticosterone 18-monooxygenase activity.